AUGCAGCAGGCCGGGGGCGGGGCUCCGAGGCCCGGCAGCUGCGACCCGCUCCCGGGCAGCCUCCGCCGGCCGGACCCCGGCGCCCUCCUGAUGCUGCUCUUGGACGCCGACCGGCCGGAGCCGGUGCGCAGCGGGGUGCGCGAGCUCGCGCUCUUCCUGACGCCCGAGCCGGGGGCCGAGGCGAAGGUGGUGGAGGAGGCUAUCGAAGGGAUGCUCCUCAGGCUGGAAGAGUUUUGCAGCCUGACUGACAUGAUCAGAAGCGACACUUCACAGAUCUUGGAGGAAAACAUCCCACUUCUAAAGGCCAAAGUGACGGAGAUGAGCAGCAUUUAUGCCAAAGUGGACCGGCUAGAGGCCUUUGUCAAGAUGGUUGGGCACCAUGUCUCCUUCCUGGAAGCCCAUGUGCUUCAGGCUGAGCGGGACCACGGGAGCUUCCCACAGGUGCUGCAGCGGUGGCUGGUCUCUGCAGGGCUGUCCUCUUUCAGGAAUAAACUGUCCACGCCGGCGCCCCCUCCGUAUGAGCUGCCCACGCUGUACAGGACGGAGGACUAUUUUCCUGUGGACGACCGGGAGGUGAAGCGUCAUGCCCCUUAGUGGCCCCUGGCGUCUGUGAGCCGUGUGCUUCUCCCACCAGGGACGUCGGGGGGAAAUUGUGUAUAUGGAGCAGCUUGGGGUUUUCUUUUUUUAUCGUUGCUGAUUCGUUUUUUAAAUUUCCUCCCUUGCUUCACUUGAGACCACAGGGUUUGGAGAAGCAGUUGGUACCCAUGUGUGGUGAGGCCUAGGAGAUGAGCUGGGAAGGCAUUUUGCACCAGCAUUUGGCUCGUGUCUGCCUGGUGUUUAAAAUGGGAGGAGACCAUCAGGUCUGACCGCUGUGGCUGACGGACAGGGGACCCGGUUUCCCUUGGUCUCUGAGGGCCUCCCAGUCCAUCAGUGCUGGGUCAAUUGCCUGCAGACCCCAGUGCCCACUGGUCCUGCAAAUCAUCUCAAUAAAGGUGUCAACACAUCACAUGUGGUCUGGGUGUCGGAACAAGGGGGGACAGCUGUCUCCUUUUGACUCUGUGUGAAUGUUUUCUGGGAGGACCCUCUCCCGAUCCUAUGAAUCUGCUUCCUGUAAGGCCCCUGGCCUGAAGGGAGGGAGCAGCUGUGGACUUUUUACUCCCAGCAAGAAUGCGGAGGUCAUUAGGAUUCUCCAGGGUGUUCAAAGGUAGGUUUACCUUCAUUUCUUCUCAUGCAAAGAUGACACUCUAGAUUCCUUAGACCUGUGAUGGCUAUUUCUGGUUUUUCUGGACUUCCUUUCAGAGCCAAGAAACACACACACACGACUGAUCUGCAGAACUACACUAGAAUUUCAGGGAAAUCUAAAAUAAUGAAUCAGGAAAGAUGGCAGUAGAAAAGCAAGGGAAAAGUUGAAGCCUGCCAGUCU
Molecule: messenger RNA, 1423 nt
Organism: Loxodonta africana (African savanna elephant)
Lineage: Eukaryota; Metazoa; Chordata; Mammalia; Proboscidea; Elephantidae
Gene: BCAS4
Product: breast carcinoma amplified sequence 4
Exons: 5
Coding region: 1-594 (197 amino acids)
Cellular component (GO): BLOC-1 complex
Source: RefSeq, a predicted model, not a curated record